GAAAGAAAAAAAGUAGCGAAAGAGAGAAAAAAAAAAAAAAGGAAAAAAAAAAGGAAAAAAAAAAGAAAAAAGGAAGGAAAGAAAAAGGAAGCAAAAAAGAGGAAGGAAAGGAAAAAGAAAGAAAAAGAAAAGAAAAAGAAGCAAAAAA
Molecule: messenger RNA, 148 nt
Organism: Racocetra fulgida
Lineage: Eukaryota; Fungi; Glomeromycota; Glomeromycetes; Diversisporales; Gigasporaceae
Source: the annotation of a GenBank genome assembly